GAACCAAAAAAUUUUCAAUGAUGUGCCCCCAAAUGCAUAUGGAACAGUUCUAAAAGGGAAAGGGUCGUGGACUGAGUCUCUCAUCUUGGAAGAUAUGUAUUGCGCAGAGAAACAAACGAUUCCUAUGAGUAAUGUGGAGAUGGUGCAACAGCAGAGUUCGGGGAUCCUGAUUUGCUGUGAUGGAGGAUUUAAGAAGAGAACUAAGGAAGCUGCAAGUGCAGUGCUUAUAUUCAAUCCUAAAGGAGGUCUGAUGGAUGGAACCUCAAAAGCUUUUUUUGCUAACUCAAGUUUGGUUGCUGAAGCAGUUGCUAUUUGGCAUGUCUGUGUCAUGGUAGAUGCUUGUUCAAUAAAGAAUGCAACAAUCUUGAGCGACUGCCUUAUUGCGAUCAAGUUGAGCGCUAUGGAGAACGUCCCCCAUGGAAAAUCAACACAGUGA
Molecule: messenger RNA, 436 nt
Organism: Ilex paraguariensis (yerba mate)
Lineage: Eukaryota; Viridiplantae; Streptophyta; Magnoliopsida; Aquifoliales; Aquifoliaceae
Source: the annotation of a GenBank genome assembly